This is a messenger RNA of Varanus komodoensis (Komodo dragon), 6072 nucleotides long. It is a transcript of the gene CEP120, whose product is annotated as centrosomal protein 120. The record is from RefSeq and is a predicted model, not a curated record. NCBI's taxonomy places the organism in Eukaryota, Metazoa, Chordata, Lepidosauria, Squamata, Varanidae. The coding region runs from base 212 to 3157 and encodes 981 amino acids. The transcript has 20 exons. Gene Ontology annotation, cellular component: centrosome; centriole. Gene Ontology annotation, biological process: interkinetic nuclear migration; centrosome cycle; positive regulation of centriole elongation.
UGGUUGCUAAGCGGCGCUGGGCUGGAAGCGAAUCGAGGCGCGAAAGAGCCCUUGGCCGGCGGGACCGAGAGGAGGGCGCCGCCCUCAGGCUUGGAUGCUGGGACCGUUCGCGGACUCGUAGCCUCCCUUGCUUUCGGACGUUGCGUGUUGUGCCGUCCUCCAGAGCAGGGAGCCCAGCUGCCCUUUAACUGAAAAGUGGCCUGGCUGGAAAAUGGGCACGAAGUCUGACCAGCUCCUGAUUGUGGUUUCUAUCCUGGAAGGGCGUUAUUUUCCCAAACGUCCAAAGCAUACACUUGUGGUAGAAGCAAAGUUUGAUGGUGAAAAUUUAGCUACAGACCCUGUAGAACAUACUGAUCAACCUGAAUUUGCCACAGAAUUAGCUUGGGAACUUGACAGGAAAGCACUUCACCAACACAGAUUACAGCGUACACCCAUUAAGUUGCAAUGUUUUGCUCUGGAUGCUUUAUCUGCAGCCAAAGAGACUGUAGGUUACAUUGUGCUUGAUUUAAGAACUGCUCAAGAGAAGAAGCAGCCACCAAAAUGGUAUCCUUUACUCAGCAAUAGAUACACAAAAUUUAAGCCUGAACUACAUCUAAGUCUGAUGUUAGAAACUGAUACCAAGGCAUGUGUGGAUGGGUUUAAAGCAAAGGAAGCACCACCCAGAGAUGUAACAGUACCUCUUCAGCUGCCUGGAUUGGAUCCUAAAAAUCUUGUAGCAGUUCUGAAUGAAGAGGAAGGAUAUCAUCAAAUUGGACCUGUCGAAUAUUGCAGAGACUCCUUUGUUUUGUCUGUUACAGUUGCAUUUGCUACCCAGCUAGAACAGCUAAUACCUACCACAAUGAAACUUCCAGAACACCAGCCUGAAUUCUUCUUCUACUACUCACUGCUGGGCAAUGAUGUUACCAAUGAACCAUUCACAGACUUAAUGAACCCGAACUUUGAACCAGAGAGAGCAUCUGUUAGAAUACGCAGUAGCACUGAAGUUCUAAGGGCUUAUUUUUUGGCUCACCCUAAGUUGCAGAUUCAUCUUUGCUGUGGCGACCAAUCUCUUGGAAGCACAGAAAUACUUCUAACUGGCUUGCUGAGGAAAGCAAAUAUGGAAAUCCAUCAACAUCCAGUAGCUAUCGAAGGAGCAUUUGUUCUUGUCCCACCUAACAGAGCUCGACAAAAACUACCACCAGUGCCUUUGGAUAGUGCACCUACUGUUGGGGUAUCCGUAUCUCUACAAAAAGAUACCAAAGUGUCUCAGGCUGCAGUUCCAUUAGUUUCAAAGGCUGAAUCUGAAAAUGUGAAAAGAGCUUUGUCUACAAUAAAUAAGCAAGAAGGAAAUCCUGAACCCACUUCCCAUAAUGUACCACCUCAGACUCACCAGUCCCCUUCCGUAAAAGAAGAUGCAACUGAAAGUGAAGUGGAAAGUCUUAAGUAUGACAAGAAUCCAAGGCCACAGAAAAGAGACUUGAAUGCUGAAGCAGUUCCUUCAGCGAUUCAACAUGGCAGUACUUCUCAGUCUACUACAGGGCAAAAAAUUGCUGUUCCUGCUGCAUCCCAUCAUUUCUGUUUCUCGAUAGACUUAAGAACUCUCCAUAAUCUAGAUGUUGGGUUCCCUGUCAAUUGCAUGUUAAGGUACUCAUAUCCAUUUUUUGGCAGUGCUGCACCUAUCAUGACAAACCCUCCUGUGGAAGUAAGAAAAAACAUGGAAGUGGUUCUUCCGCAGUCCUAUUGUGCAUUUGAUUUUGCAACUAUGCCCCAUCAACUGCAGGAUACUUUUCUCAGAUUACCAUUGCUGGUGGAGCUGUGGCACAAAGAUAAGACAACAAAAGAUUUGCUUGUAGGUGUUGCAAGACUUCAGCUUUGUAAAGUUCUGGCUGUAGAAAAAACACGCUUUCUAGGAACUAAUGGGGAGCAGUGCUGGCGCCAGACCUUUAGUGACACAAUCCCCGUUACAGCAGCACAAGGGCCAAGCAACAAGAUAGCAGAUCUUUCAUACACGGUGACACUUGAAGAUUAUGGACUUCUAAAAAUCCAUGAGGUUCUGGUAUCUGAUUCUUCUCAGAAUUUAGGUGCUGCUAAACCACCACCAGUUCCUGCAGCCCAGGCACGUAAUGUUACUGAAGUACAUCCAGAGCCACGAGAAACUCUAGAAUACAAAGCAGCACUUGAACUAGAAAUGUGGAAAGAGCUACAAGAAGAUCUUUUUGAAAAUCAGCUGAAAAAGAAAGAGUUGGCUUAUAUGCAAGCUCUUGCAGAAGAAUGGAGAAAAAGAGACAGAGAAAGGGAAGCAUUAGUAAAGAAAAAAGUUGCAGAAUAUACAGUUUUGGAAGAAAAGCUUCAAAAAACGUUGACUGACUUAGAGAAGCGUGAAAAACAACUUGUCAGUGCAGAAAGUGAGCUCCAAAUAUUGAAGAAAGAGCUCCAAGCAGAGCAUGAGAGAAAUCAUCAGGAGCUUCAAGAUGCAACACGGCGGGUCAAAGAAGAAUGUGUACAUCAGGUUGAGCUGGAGAGGUCAAAGAUCAGACAGUUGGAAGAGGACAAGCUCCGCCUUCAUCAACAACUGAAUGAAGCACAAAACAAGCAAAAGGUGCUGGAGAAAGAGUUUCAGCAGUACAAGGAGCAGCAAAGUAGCAAACCAGAAAUCCGACUACAAUCAGAAAUAAGUAUUCUAACUUUAGAGAAGGGGGACCUUGAAAGGAAGCUGGAAUCUGCCACCAAGGCGAAAUUGCACUACAAGCAACAAUGGGCGCGAGCUUUAAAGGAACUAGCAAGGCUAAAACAGCGUGAGCAGGAGAAUGCCAUGGCCCGCCUUAAAAAGCAGCAACAAGAGCUUGAGCAUAUGAGACUGCGGUACCUGGCAGCAGAAGAGAAAGAAUUGGGGAAGGCACAGCGGCAGGAGCUAGAGGAUAUCAGAAAUGAACUGAACAGAUUAAAACAAGAAGAAGACAGAAAGCAAUCACAAGAUGCACAAGACGUUUUGGGGGUGCAACUGCAAAACUCUCACAUUCGGCAAGUAGAUGAGAGUUUAGAUGACUAUCUUGCACGACUAAUAGAAGAGAGGGAUACCUUAUUGAGAACAGGUGUGUACAAUCAUGAAGACCACAUCGUAAGUGAGCUUGAUCGUCAAAUCAGCGAGGUGCUUGCCAAGAGAAGCAGAAGCAAGUAACCAAACCUGCAAAAUGGAAUUUUAAUUUUUCUUCAUAAAAAGUCUGUGUUUUAAUGAAUGGUUCAUUUUAUAAGUUACUGAAGGAUUUGCACACACGUUCUGCUUUUGUCUCCCAAGACUUACUGCAGUAUAAAAGUAGCUCUAUUCUACUGUUGAAGCCUUAAGAGAAAAGAAGCAUUAACUGAUUUUUUACACGAUGUUAAAAUGUCUGGACAUAUUUAAAUAUUUAUUUUUGCAGAUGGUUGAGUAUUCCACAACUCCUCCCUGUUGCCUCUGCUUGUUUUAUUUAUAGAAGCUUUUAAAACUUCAGUUCUGCAUUUCUGUUCAGCAUUUUAAUUACUUGUUUUAUAACUGUUUACCUGUCCAUGUGUUUUAAUAGAUUUACAUAGAAACAGUUCAAUAAAAUUGCACUAGGAGAAAAGCCUAACAGAAACAUACCCGAUUAUUUAAAUUGAGCCUAUGUGUAGAUACAUUGUACCUUGUCACAUUUGCAAAUGUUCAUUAUAUUUAUGAAUUAUUCUAAACAAACUACUAUAACUGCCAUUCAAGAGGCCAAAUAUUUAACUGUAUUUUGUAUGAUGAAGAUCACUCCUAGUACGUAUUUUCUGUUAAAAUGUUUCAUCUUUGUUAACGGCAAGGAAUUAGACCUAGAUUAGUCAUAUUUAGAAUAGACCCACUGAAAUUUGAAUUUACAUUUGUCAGAAUUAACUUGUCACAUUGAUUUCUGAGGGUCGGUUCUAAACAUGACUGAAUCUGGAUCCAAUCCAAAAGAAUGUGCCUAAUCUGUUCGUUUUAAUGAGUCAUGUGCUAUUCUGAAGUAAAAGUUGGAAGAGCACUUCAGGAAUGUUUGAUAGAACAUGCCAGAGUUUUAAGUUUGAGCAGUCAUGCAGAAAACCUUCUAACCUAUUAAAGCAUCUUCUAUGCAUUGUAAGUUUACAACCAUAACAGUACAUUGAUAUGGCCUGUUUUCUAUACACUGAUAGUAUUUGCAUGAGAGAAAUUAUGCGCAUGUUAAAUUAUAUGAAGACUGUUGGGUAUGUGCAUUUGUGAUGAUAAGGCAACUAUAUGUAAUGAUUAUCCAGUCCAUGCACUCAGUCAGAAGAAAACACAAAGCCAUUUGGAUAUUAUGCUUGCAUCCUCCUACACAUGACACAAACAUUCAUCAUGGUUAAUUUAAACCUCAAAUAAUGCCCACCACUUGAGUUUAGAUGACAGCAGAAGCCAUGGCAAAUCCCAAGUGGGGUUUGCAUAUUCACAGUGAUAGACAGCAUGCAUCACGGUGCCCCAAGGGUUAACUCAUGUCGUGCUACUGUGUCAUCCAAACCAAGUCUGUUGUAGGGAAUGAGCAUUUCAUAAAUAGGUCAGUGAAUCACUCCAGAGGGUUUUAAUUAAAAACCUUGAAAACAAAUCUAACUGUAUCAGACUGCAUGCAUAUUGGAAAAGAAAUAUAAAGCUUUCAGAAAGUGAGGUAAAUUUAAUUGAAUCAAAGGAGUUAUUAAAUGCUAGUAAUAUGGUUUUGAAUUAUUAAAUCUGUGCAACUGACAAUACAACUGGCUAAAUUCAAAGAAAUCACUCAUUGUUAUGAUGCACAGCUCAAUUCAGUAUCUCAUAAAAAACCAUGGAAGGAACCUGCAACCUAGAUUUUAUUUCUGACCAGAUAUCCUCUAGCUGAGCUACAGAAAUCUGAAUUUCCCAACACUGCAGUGUGGAGUGUAGCUAUUUAGGGCAUGAUUGAAAUAAGUCCAUUGUCAUGUGCAUGGAACACAUGUGGUUGCUCUCUUCUGUAGCAUAGAUGGGAAUGCUUUUCCCAUUCCAUUAACAGGAACCAUCAUGAAUGUCACCUCUGUAUGUAAACAGAGCUCUUUCUGAAUUGGGACUGCUAUGGUUGCAAUUGAUGCCAGUGUCUUGUUAUAUCUGAUACUCUUAGGAUAUUUGGGCUACUACUUGUUUGUUGCAGCAGUUGAUGAAUAAGAAUUUUUCUCCCUUGAUGCAUCUUGCAUGGCAAUGGCCAUAAAUAAAAUGUUGGAGCCACACAUGUAGCCUUGUUCACGUUGGCCAUGGUGGCUGAACAGUAAGCCAAUUAAUUCUUAAAGUUGAAUAUAAGAAAAUCUGAAGGCUUGACUCUGUUACAUUCUUGUUACAUCCAGAUGUGCAGUUUGUAAAACUUCUUGCAAAAAAUGCUUGUUGAAUACAGGUAAAUUUUACACAGUAUUUUAGUCUACUACAUUCUAGUAAAAAAACGGGCUCUAUGUUUUGUGUAUUAUGAGACAAAACUGAAUUUAAAAAUCUUAGCAGCUGCUUUUAUUUGAAAACAAUCUAGAUGUAUCAGCUAUUCAGUUCUGUCUCAGAGACAUUUUGUCUUACCUGUAGCCGUGUUCCCAUACAGGUUUUUUAAGGUUUUGUAUUUCUUGUUUAGCAAUUGCAACGUAAAAAACCAGAUGCAAAUUGGUUUAUAUCAUUGUUUCUAAAUGGACCAAAAAAGGAGGAAAUUAAGUUUUCUUAUAUAAUUAAUUUUGACUAAUUAUACCAAUAGUAUCACAAAUAAUUUUGUGUUAUCAAGGAGUGUGUAUGUAUGUGUGAAAUAUUUUAACUGAAUGGCAUCAAUAAUUUGACAUACUAACACUGGGAAUAAUGAAUACGUGCUACAACGACAAUUUGUAAAUAUGAAUUGUGCAGUGUUAGUGUUUUAUUAACAUGUGAACAGAGGAAAUGUUCAAUAAAUCCGGAAUGUUCUUAUCUUUCAAGUGAGUUACAUGCUCCAGAGCCAAAAUAGAUCUGAUCAUGUUCUAGGUUUGCAGUUGUCUUUCAAACACUAGAGGGGGGCCUAACAUUAAAUGAGGUCAGUUUUUAAAAUCCAGAGUACUUUUUUAAGCUUUAGUGAAUAUGUGUUUUAUUAAAUGGAGGUUAUUAAAACA